This is a messenger RNA of Candida dubliniensis CD36, 321 nucleotides long. RefSeq lists its product as uncharacterized. The coding region runs from base 1 to 321 and encodes 106 amino acids. The transcript has a single exon. The record is from RefSeq and is a predicted model, not a curated record. Lineage: Eukaryota; Fungi; Ascomycota; Pichiomycetes; Serinales; Debaryomycetaceae.
AUGGCAUCAGACUGGGCUGCUAAAUUGAGUGGUGCAUCUGCAUCACCGGAGAGAAAGAAGGAAGCUGCUGAGUUUAAUUCUCGUGAAGUGUUGGACUAUCUACACACCAACUACACCACCUACCUCAACCACGCAAGGGAAGACAAAGAAGGCGAAAAGUAUAAAGUGUAUCGGUCGUUGGAGUCGCCUAACCAAUGGACAAGCAAGCCGAGUGGCAAGAAUGGUCCUAAAGAGGUUAUUAGAAACCGUCAUGGAAAUAAUGGUACUUUGGAUUUGUUAUUUGAGAUCAACCGGUCUGUGUACCAGCAGAGACAGAAAUAG